Brienomyrus brachyistius is the source of this 1046-nucleotide messenger RNA. RefSeq names its product stonustoxin subunit beta-like. The record is from RefSeq and is a predicted model, not a curated record. The transcript has 5 exons. The coding region runs from base 27 to 1046 and encodes 339 amino acids. NCBI's taxonomy places the organism in Eukaryota, Metazoa, Chordata, Actinopteri, Osteoglossiformes, Mormyridae. Gene Ontology annotation, molecular function: protein binding.
CACAGUACUCAGCUCUGGCCUUUGUGAUGCUGAUGUCAGAUGAGGAGCUGGAUGUGUUUGACCUGAAGAAAUACAUCAGAUCAGAUAAACAGCACUGCAGGCUGCUGCCUGUGGUCAAGAACUCCAGGACGGCUCUGCUGAACAGCUGUGAUCUCAUAGAUAAACACUGUGAAGUGCUGUCUUCAGCUCUCAGAUCAAACUCUUCCCCCCUGAGAGAGCUGGACCUGAGUGACAAUAACCUGAAGGAUUCAGGAGUGAAGCUGCUCUCUGCUGCACUGGGGGAUUUACACUGUAAACUGGAGAUACUGAGGCUGUCAGGCUGUAGAGUCACAGAAGAAGGCUGUUCUUCCCUGGCUUCAGCUCUGAGGUCAAACCCCUCACACCUGAGAGAGCUGGACCUGAGCUACAAUCACCCAGGAGACUCAGGAGUGAAGCUGCUCUCUGCUGUACUGGAGGAUCCCAGCUGUAAACUGGAGAAUCUGAAUGUGGAUCACGGUGGAGAGUGCAGGACCAGACCAGGCUUACAGAAAUACUCCUGCCAGCUGACGCUGGACCCCAACACAGCAAACAGAUUCCUGUCUCUGUCAGGGGGUAACAGGAAGGUGACAGGGGGGGCAGAGCAGCCAUAUCCUGAUCAUCCAGAGAGAUUUGACAGCCGCCCCCAAGUUCUGUGCAGAGAGAGUCUGACUGGCCGCUGUUACUGGGAGGCUGAGUGUGAUGGAGAUGCAGCCUGGAUAGGAGUGACUUAUAAAGGGAUCAGGAGGAAAGGAGGGAGUGACUGUGUGUUUGGAUACAAUGACAAGUCAUGGAUUCUGUGCUGUGAUACUGACAGUUACUCUGUCCGGCACAAUGGUAAACAAACUUUCAUACCCAUACAGCCCUCAGGCUCCCGCAGAGUAGGAGUGUAUCUGGACUGGGGGGCUGGUGCUCUGUCCUUCUACAGAGUCUCCUCUGAUGGACUGACCCCCCUGUACAGAUUCACCUCCUCAUUCACUGAACCCCUCUAUCCAGGGUUUUAUGUUUUUAAAUCCUCAGUAUCACUGUGA